Penicillium diatomitis is the source of this 1923-nucleotide messenger RNA. RefSeq names its product protein serine/threonine kinase activating protein nimO. The record is from RefSeq and is a predicted model, not a curated record. Bases 1 to 1923 code for a protein of 640 amino acids. Lineage: Eukaryota; Fungi; Ascomycota; Eurotiomycetes; Eurotiales; Aspergillaceae. The transcript has 3 exons. Gene Ontology annotation, cellular component: nucleus; Dbf4-dependent protein kinase complex. Gene Ontology annotation, biological process: positive regulation of nuclear cell cycle DNA replication; regulation of cell cycle phase transition. Gene Ontology annotation, molecular function: nucleic acid binding; protein serine/threonine kinase activator activity; zinc ion binding.
AUGGCUGCAGUGUUUGUGCCGCCGUCGCCUCGAACAUCCAUGAACAUGUCGACUCGCCGCCCGCUCGCUAACGUGCCGAAUGCAACCAAUUCCCCCCAUCGGACUGGGCUCGUCCCAGCUAAACGAGCUAGAUCUGGACAGGUCGACAUACCUUUCGGUCAACCUCCACCCAAGAAACACGUCAUGGACGCGGUAGAGCAGGACCGAAAUCGCCUCGUUGUCCCCCAAGGACCCGAGUCGAAGCUGUUUGCGCGUCGAAGCAACAAUGCAAACCCGAGUGCCUUUGAAAAAAAACUUGUGGCCGCCCGAGAGAAAGAGAGAGUGACUCAACCGAAGACUAAGAAUGACAGACCGGCGGCCGAUACCAUCGACACAAUUCGACAGUGGCAGCGACACUACCGCAAGGCCUUUCCUCAGUUUGUGUUCUAUUUCGACAGUAUCCCGGAGGACGUCCGUUGCAAAUUCUCACGGCAAGUUGUGGCACUUGGAGCGUGCGAGGAAAAGUUCUUUUCUAGACUAGUCACCCAUGUUGUGACUGCUCGUUCGAUUCCUCCCGAGGCCGCGCAUACCAAUAAUCCAGCAGAAGACACUAGCAACGAGACCAAUGGAGCUUCUGGAGAUCACACGCAAACCGUCAACCCCUCUCUACUCGAAAAGAAUGGAGACGGUCAUUUGCAAGUCUCGUUGAAGAUCGAGGGGCGUCGGGAUCAGGGAAGCAUGGAUGUGUUGCAGAGAGCCCGACAGAUGGGAAUGAAGAUUUGGGCACUGGAAAAGUUGCAACGGAUGAUCACCACGAUCAAUGACAACGACAUUGGCGGACAAAGUGAAAACGUGUCUCGAAGCAAACAGGUCGGUGCCAGCACCACUCAUGGAAAGGGAGAAAAUGAUCUUUCUCGCGUCCUUCGACAGGAACUACUCAAUGGUCCGUCCGAUCGUGAUCCUUUCGCCUCUAUGGAGAUGGUUGUGUUCAAGGGUCCUUUCAUCUACAUCCACGAUAUGAACGAGAAGACCAAACCGGUCAUGGUGAGAGAGUACGCGAGAGUCAACAGACGGCAAGACGGCGCAUGGCCACAGUUCCGGAGUGCGCCUUUGGGCAAAUGUCCCUUCAUUGACGAGCCACCAAGCCGAAAGGAAUACGACAGACAGCGGCUACGCCAAGCCCAGAAGGAGAAGAAGAUAGCGCUGCAAACUGCGGAGGGAUUGAAGACCAAAGUCUCGAAGAGUGUCAAGGCGAAUGCCCAGACCCAGCGGCCCACUGAUAAGAAGCUAGUUGGCGAUGUAUCCAAGGCUGAAGAGCCUCCUAUCAAAAAAGAGGUCUUUGCAAAGCCAAGUUUAGAAGACAUCAAUGAGCGAAAGAGCUCCGAGAGCCUUAUUCCGCCCCAUUUUCCUCGCACGGGUCCAUUCUACAGCGGCCGCGAACCCGCCGCAUCUGGUGUGCAGCCAUCCAACGUGACUUCCGCAAUCCGCUCGCAGAUGAUCUCAUCCACUGCCGCUGCCCCCGGCGCCAAGGCUGGACUCAGCAAGGAAGUGCAUGGUUUGAAGCGAAAGGUUUUGGAAAAGGGGACUGGUAGCAUCGUGCCUGGACCUAUGGCUGCGCCUCAACGUCCCAAUCAUGGAUCCGGCUCAUUCUGCAAGCAAGCGGAUGUCAAAAAAGUGAGCAUUGGGGAGACUACCACCCAAGGAGAUGCAACCAGCAUGAAGCGGCGACGAGAUGACGUUGUCGCUCCUCAAAAGGUUGAACGGAAGAGAGAUCCCAAACCUGGCUAUUGUGAGAACUGCCGGGAUAAGUUCGACGAUUUCGAAGAGCAUACCAUGACACGAAAACACCGGCGAUUUGCGCAAAAUUCUUCUAACUGGAACGAUCUUGACGCUCUCUUGUUUGAUAUUCAACGACCUAAAGAUGAGUGGGACUGGGAGUCUUGA